Messenger RNA from Amborella trichopoda, 1213 nucleotides. RefSeq names its product Heavy metal transport/detoxification superfamily protein. Gene Ontology annotation, molecular function: metal ion binding. Lineage: Eukaryota; Viridiplantae; Streptophyta; Magnoliopsida; Amborellales; Amborellaceae. The record is from RefSeq and is a predicted model, not a curated record.
CUCGUUACUCCACUUGAAAGACAAGGCCCAUUUGUUAUCUGCGUUUUUUUGUUCUCUUCUCUCUUAAGAGAUUGAUUUCCUUUGACGAUUCGAACGAGGAAUGGGAGAGGCGAAAGACGAUGGCCAGAAGAACAAGGGAGAAGGGAAGAAGGAGGAUGGACCCACAACUGUGGUUCUUAAGGUUGACAUGCACUGUGAGGGUUGUGCUAGGAAGGUUAAAAGAGCAGUGAAGAAUUCUGAAGGAGUUGAGAGUGUAAAGGCGGAUUGCAGUACCAACAAGCUUACGGUGGUGGGGAAAGUUGAUCCAUCAAAAAUCAGAGAGAGAGUGGAGGAGAAAACCAAGAAAAAGGUGGAGCUUUUGAGCCCUGCUCCCAAAAAAGAAACAGGUGAGAAAAAACCAGAAGAAAAGACUGAAAAAAAAGUGGAGGAAAAGAAAAGCAAAGAGCCCAGUGUUUCAACGGUUGUUUUGAAGAUCCGGCUGCAUUGCGAGGGUUGUAUUAGAAAAAUUAGACGGAUAAUCAAGAAGAUUAAAGGCGUUCAAAGCGUGGAAUUAGACUCUCAGAAGGACCUGGUGACUGUAAAGGGCACAAUGGACGUGAAGGCCCUUCCGAUUUACUUGAAAGAGAAACUAAAACGAAAUGUCGAAUUAGUCCCUCCCAAGAAGGAUGAGAAACCAGCUGAGAAACCGAAAGAGGCGGAGAAGCCGAAAGAGGGAGGUGGCGGAGAGAAGAAAGAGGGAGGCGGUGGAGAGAAGAAAGAGGGAGGCGGUGGAGAGAAGAAAGAAGGUGGUGGAGAGAAGAAAGAAGGUGGCGGAGAGGCCAAGAAAGAGGAUCCCUCCACCAAGGUGGUGGUCAACAAAAUGGAGUAUUAUGGCUAUGGGCCGGGUUACUCUAUUGAGUAUGUCCACGCCCCUCAAAUAUUUAGUGAUGAAAACCCUAAUGCAUGCUCCAUUAUGUAAAUUAAAUAAAAGGUAAAUUUUAGAGAGAGAAAGAGGGAGAAAGUAGUGUGUAGAGUGAAGAGUUAGAGAGGGAAAGAGAGGUGUCACCCUGUGUAGAUUGAGAAAGAGUUUUCUAGAGAGAGAGAGGUGUCGGCCUUGUUUUCCUUGCUUUAUUUUUCAUUUUUUGUAUGUUCACGACCAAACUGUAUAGAAAGACAAUGAUAUUUGAGCCAAAGCCAGACAGGCCACGUGGUGCGUGGCAGUUUAUUUGCUGUA